CACGUCCAAUGUUUACGUUUUUAAUUGUUAAUUUUUCUUCGAAUUAAAAAUCCAAAUUUUAUUGAAUAAGGCUUAAUUAUAGCUUAUUUCAUAAUGUCUAAGAACAGCACAAUAAGCCAGUUGUAUCUCAACAUAAAUGAGCUAGAAAGAGUAGAAAUGGGCGAGAAAAUCAUCAUUUAUCAGCCGUACGACGAAGUUCAGAUACUAUUGGCAGAAAAUGCAAGCUGUUUGGCUGUAAAGACUUAUUUAAAGAUGCUUGGCAGAGACUUUGUGGUAAAGUCAUGCACGAAUGCUGAAUUUAUGGCACCAGGCAAGCGAACAAAAUUACCAGUAGUUCAGAUUGGAGCAUUUCUAGCAGCUGAGUUUGACCCAAUUAUUAAUCUUUUUGAGCAUAAGAAAAUGUCGCUUACAGAAAACUUUAAUGCUGAUGAUAAGGACGAUUUAGUGACAUACUUGAGCCUUGUUGACAUGAUUCUAACGAAUGCUGAGUUAUAUAUAACUUGGUGCGAUAACACGGUCUUGAAUGAAAUUACAAAAAAGAGAAAUGGCUCAGUUUAUCCAUUUCCAUUAAAUUAUAUCCAAAACUUCCGUAAACGAUCAGCAGUGUUGAAACAACUAAGCUUUUAUGACUAUAAGAACUUAACAUUUGAGGAAGUUGUUGAUAAAGUCGACAAACUUUGCUCGACAUUGGUUCUUAAAUUGGGCGAUAAAGAUUAUUUCUUUGGAGAAAACCCAACAGAAUUAGAUGCAAUGGUUUUUGGACAUUUCUUCUGCAUUUUUACAAUGGAACUGCCAACCAGUGUUUCACUGCUAAAAGAAACGAUCAAUAAGUAUACUCAACUUACACAGUUCUGUGGGCGCAUAGAAAAGAAAUAUUUUGGAAAAAUUAAGAAUUAAAUAAUGACACAAAUGGCCUAUAGUAUUUGAGUAAUUGCUACCUAUACACAUGGUAUGCAACUGAAAUAAAUUCCCUUAAAUAAAAAACAAUAUCUUGAAUUCUUUAAUUUGAUUGUUUUCCAAAAUAUUAUCAAGACUGUAAAAAAUAUUAAUUAUGGUCGGUUUAUAGCUUAAAGCACAUGCA
Chironomus riparius is the source of this 1081-nucleotide messenger RNA. NCBI's taxonomy places the organism in Eukaryota, Metazoa, Arthropoda, Insecta, Diptera, Chironomidae. The record is from the annotation of a GenBank genome assembly.